AUGCAUAAGGACGUUGAACGAUUGAAAUCUAAUAAGGAUCUAUAUACUGGAGGUGCAUUAUAUACAUGCGGAACGUGUGAUAAAAGAUUUGUGUAUAAAUCCGAGUGGUCUCGUCAUGAGAGAAUUCAUACAAACGAAAAGCCUUAUAAAUGUAAUAUUUGUGGUCACAUGUCUAGGACAAGAGACGCCUUAAGAGUGCAUAUGGUGGCAAUGCAUCAGGAUAAUAAACGAUUCCAAUCUAAUAAGGAUCUAUAUACUGGAGGUGUAUCAUACGUAUGCAAAACGUGUAAGAAAGAGUUUAAGAACAAAACGACUUUCUAUACGCAUGAGAGAAUUCAUAAAAGCGAAAAACCCUAUCAAUGCGAGCUUUGUGAAUUUAAAAGUGUUAAAAAGGAAAACCUAACACGUCACGUGAGAUCAGUGCACAGAAAUGGUGAACGUUUCAAGUCUAAUAAGAAUCUAUAUACUGGAGGUGUAUCACACAAAUGCGGAACGUGUAAUAAAGAGUUUAAGAAAAAAUGGGAGUUGAAUAGACAUGUGAGAACUCAUACAGGCGAAAAACCUUACCAAUGCGAGAUUUGUAAACGUAAAUUUGGGUACAAAAGUACCUUAAAAAGGCACAUGAAUGCAAAGCAUGACAAUAUUGAAUGUUCCAAGUGUAAUAACGAUUUAUAUACUGGAGGUGUAUCAUACAAAUGCGGAACGUGUAAUAAAGAGUUUAAGAAAAAAUGGGAUUUGAUUAGACAU
Messenger RNA from Cyphomyrmex costatus, 747 nucleotides. RefSeq names its product zinc finger protein 813. NCBI's taxonomy places the organism in Eukaryota, Metazoa, Arthropoda, Insecta, Hymenoptera, Formicidae. The transcript is spliced from 4 exons. The annotation marks the transcript as partial. The record is from RefSeq and is a predicted model, not a curated record.